GAUUAAAGAGGCCACGGCGGGCGGUUGCCUGGCGACCGUUGGCGUCGUGAGGGGACAGCCGUGAGGGGACAGCCGUGAGGGGCUGGGGGAGGCCGUGAGGGGCGCCGCCAUCGGGCCUCGGCUGCCGCUCCGCCCCGCCUGGGAAGAGUCCCCGUUUUGCCUCUCUUGAACCGAGGAACGCCUGUAGACAGGCACUGUGAAUUAAUGGUGACUCAAGAAGUGCCAGACCUAUCCACAUGUCUUGAAGAAAAACCUUCAUUAGGUGAAUCCAGCACGUCCAGUAAAGAAGUACUUAACACUAACGACAUGAAGAUGCCUGAAGUUUCUAAAGUCAUGACAAAAGCUGACAUCAAACCAAAAUCUGUGCAUCGUGCCAAGAUAUGGUCAAAUGAUGUAGAGAACUUAUACAGAUUUCAGCAAGCUGGAUACAGAGAUGAGGUGGAAUAUAAACAAGUAAAACAAGUUGAUGAGGUAGAGUGCUGGCCAGAAACUGGAUUUGUUAAGAAACUCCAGAGAAGGGACAAUACAUUCUAUUAUUACAAUAGGCAAAGAGAAUGCGAAGACAAAGAUGUCCGUAACGUGAAAGUUUAUGUGUAUUAGUGCUGUUACUGUUCUGGUUGGUUUGUUUCUAUAAAUUGUUUCUUAAGACCUGUAAGUAAAUGAACUGUGUAAUCUG
Pyrgilauda ruficollis (rufous-necked snowfinch) is the source of this 676-nucleotide messenger RNA. It is a transcript of the gene MEIG1, whose product is annotated as meiosis/spermiogenesis associated 1. The coding region runs from base 205 to 600 and encodes 131 amino acids. The transcript is spliced from 4 exons. The record is from RefSeq and is a predicted model, not a curated record. Gene Ontology annotation, cellular component: nucleus. Lineage: Eukaryota; Metazoa; Chordata; Aves; Passeriformes; Passeridae.